Lachancea nothofagi CBS 11611 is the source of this 528-nucleotide messenger RNA. Lineage: Eukaryota; Fungi; Ascomycota; Saccharomycetes; Saccharomycetales; Saccharomycetaceae. The record is from the annotation of a GenBank genome assembly.
AUGGAAAGAAGAGUUCAUGAGCUUGAAGACCGGUAUGUUCGUGUAUAUCGGGAGCUUCUGAAAGCAUUAGACGAACUGUAUUUAUAUAGGCAACGAAUUGUACCCAAGGAUGAAUCUGUGUUGGCUGUAAGGCGCCAAUUACAGUCCUCUAUGACUAUGACUGCGCCUAUGAUUCAAGCUAUGGGAAACGACGGAGAGUUAGAGUUGAGACUAAGGGAACUCAUGCGUGAGAACUAUGAAAUGGAUGAGACUUUUGCAGAACAUCAAAACGAGCACAUACGACUGUUGAACAGGCUCAGUGAAAAGCGCUCCCAAUAUGAAAAGUUAGUAGCAACUGCUCGACCUAUAGCUGCUGAGAUCAGGAAGUUAGCUCCUCGUUCACACCCUGGAAUUGAUGGCGUAGACAAAGACGUUAAGGACGAGAAUGAAGUGUUGAAAGAGCUUAUCGUCGGCAUGAUAAUUCAGAGCGGGUACCAAGGUACCAAUCGACUUAUAAGUGAGUGGUUAGAGUACUUGGGAAACGCUUGA